Messenger RNA from Seriola dumerili (greater amberjack), 2411 nucleotides. It is a transcript of the gene chadlb, whose product is annotated as chondroadherin-like protein. The record is from RefSeq and is a predicted model, not a curated record. Gene Ontology annotation, molecular function: protein binding. Gene Ontology annotation, cellular component: extracellular matrix. The coding region runs from base 60 to 2390 and encodes 776 amino acids. The transcript is spliced from 11 exons. NCBI's taxonomy places the organism in Eukaryota, Metazoa, Chordata, Actinopteri, Carangiformes, Carangidae.
GUGAGAGAGUCAGCGGAGAGAGUAAACGACCUGCAGCUGGACGGAACCGCGACCGAACCAUGAUGUACUUCCAUCUCUGUCCUGACGCCCUCUGGGUCCCACUGCUCGGCCUGCUGCUCCUCGGCAUCCCUGCAGCGCACACGGCUAAAUGUCCACAGCAGUGCGUGUGUGACCAGAUCCAGCUCACUGUGACCUGCGUCAACAAGAACCUGACCCAAGUUCCUCCCACUGUUGAUGAGAUCACAGUGAAAUUGGAUCUCCGAGGUAACGACAUCCAGGAGCUUCCCACCGGGGCUUUCAAACACACUCCUUACCUGACUCACCUGUCGCUGCAGCGCUGCAACAUCCGCAGGGUGAAGGAGGGGGCUUUCCGCGGCCUCGGCCGCUUGGUCUUCCUCAACCUGGCCAACAACAACAUCGAGAUCCUCUACCAGGAGUCGUUUGACGGUCUGUCCUCCCUGAAGCAGCUUAUGAUCGACCGCAACCGCGUGGAGGAGAUCCAGCCCGGAGCUUUCUCUCAGCUGGGCUUCCUCAACCUGCUCUCCAUCACGCACAAUCGGCUGGUCUACAUCCCCAACUUGGCCUUCCAGGGUCUGCAGAAUAUCAAAUGGCUUCGUCUCAGUCACAACUCUCUGAACUACCUGGACACCGAGGCCUUCGCCGGUCUGUUCACACUCACCCGCCUCAGUCUGGACCACAACGAGCUGCAGUUCUUUCCCUCUGAGACCAUGACCAGACUGCCGGAGGUGACUCGUCUGGAACUGAGCUAUAACCCCAUGACUUACCUCGGGGAAGAGGCGGUGUCCAUGGCCAAGCUCACCCACCUCUUCCUGGACCACAUGUCCCUGCAGGACAUGGCCAACACCGCUGUUUUGAAAUCCCCCAGCCUCACCCACCUGGACAUCAGCUACAACCAGCUGCGUGUCAUUCAGCCCCUCUCUGAAGGUUCGCCCAAGGUGGCACGCCUCAACCUGGCUGGGAACCCCAUCUACUGUAACUGCUACCUGCGUCCGCUCAGGGAGUGGUCUAUCCGUAGCAAGGUGAAGCUGAUGGGGACAUGCGGAGGACCGGCUCAUCUCUCUGGAGAAAACCUGGAGGCCGUACACCCUCCAGAGCUGCGCUGCCAGAGCCAGGAGGCCAUGCUGAAGGCGGAGUUCGAGGAGGCGACCAGACUCGCACCACCGCCCACUGAAGAGCCCCAGAACAAAGUCAAGUGUCCUGCCAACUGUGUCUGUGAGGCCGAGACGCACCAUUCUUCGUGUGAAAACCGCAGUCACACCAAAGUUCCUCGGGGUUUCGCUGCCAACACGCGCCUCCUCGACCUGCGUGGCAACCAGUUCCACUACAUCCCUAGCAACAGCUUCCCCGGUGUCCCCCAGGUUGUGUCCUUGCACUUGCAGCGCUGCAAAAUCGUGGAGGUGGAAGACGGUGCUUUCACUGGGAUGAAGGGUCUGAUCUACCUGUACCUGUCAGAGAACGACCUCACGUCCCUCAGCCCCGAUGCCUUUAAAGGUCUCCCUCAACUGACUUACCUCCACCUGGAGAAAAACCGCUUCACCGGCUUCCCCAAGGGAGCCUUCAAACUUGUGCCCAGCCUGCUCGCGCUCCACUUGGAGAACAACGCUAUUACUAAGUUGGAGCCGGGCAUCUUGACCGGGGCCGAGGGUCUCAGAGCGCUCUACCUCACUGGGAACGCCAUCGAUCACGUGUCGCCCAGAGCUCUGGACCACGCCAGUGACCUCGAUACGCUCCACCUGGGAGGGAACAAGCUGAAGGAUGUGCCCACGGACGCGCUGAGUAAAGUGGGGAACCUCAGAGACCUGAGGCUGUCCAGGAAUUCAGUUCGCUGGGUGGGGCCAAAUGCUUUUCGACCACUGGAGAGGUCGCUGAAGGAGCUCUACCUGGAUAACAUGGGACUGGAGAAGAUGUCGCAGAACUCUCUGGCAGGCCUGGGUCCGGGGCUGAGAAGUCUCUUCCUGGAGGGUAACCAGUUGGAGGAGGUGCCUGACCUCCACCCUCUCACUUCUUUGGAGGUCAUCAACCUGGCUGACAAUCCCCUGAUGUGUGACUGCCCUCUGCUGCCACUACGCUUGUGGAUUGAGAAAGUCAACCUGAAGGUACGAGCCACCUGUGCCAAUCCCCCUGAGCUGAGGGGUCGCAGGGUCAAGGAUGUCCACAUCUUCAAAGCCUGCCCCGGGGGAGAGAGCCUCCCCUCCGCCCCUACGGUCACCCCAAAGUCCGCUAAGGCACCCAAGGCCACCAAACCCAAACCAAUGCACCUCAACGGCCUUAGGCAUGUCAAAAUGCUCCAAGCCAAAUCCAAACUUCGCAAGAGUCCAAACACCAAACAGGCAGCAGCCAAGAAAACCAAGAGACGCAGCAUGGCUUGAACCUGCUGCCUCUGGAGGUUC